AUGCCUUCGAAACCAGAGAUUUCCCAACCUGAUUCGAUACGGGGCGAUGUGACGUUGGACCCUUUCCAAUUGGAUUCCUUGCGCCCUUUGUUGGAGGAACAUGAGCUCCAGAUCAAGGCUCAUUUCGAUGAGAAGAUGGAGCAGCUUUCGAGGAUGCUGAGCCACAGCUUUGGCAUCCUGGUGGGGUCGGGCGGACGCGCACGUCCGGACUUCGACCACGACCUCCCGGUGCACCGCGUCGCGUCGUCGGGGCCGUCGGGCCGGCGCACGUCCACCGGUGGCGCCCUGAGCGUCUCGUUGGGACCCGAAGCCGAGCUUGGGCUGAAGGCAGGCGUGGCACCUCAUUUGGUUCAACUCAUCGAGAGAGUAAAGGCCAGUCAUGAGGUCAAAGCUCCCAUUUUCUCCAGCACUCGGUCUUUGUCGAGAAGGAAUGCCGUAGAGUUGUGCCGUUCCUUUAUGGGACUUUAUGAGUAUUUGGUGGAUUUCAUGGUGCUGGUCUAUGCACUUUGCUUAGGUGCUGAGAUCCACUACACGAGUCUCAAUCGAUCCGAGCCAGCGUGGGUUCGGCCGAUGGAAAUUGGCUUUUGCGUCAUGUUCGGUGUGGAUUUGCUGAUUCGGUUUUGCCUUGAAGGACGACUCUUCUUCAUGGGAAGCCGACGUUGGUGGAAUUUGCUGGAUACGCUCUCCCUCACGAUGCUCAUCGUGGCCUUGCUCGAAGGUUCACGGACCUUGGGGAACUUAUCAGCCUUCGUUCGGGUGGGACGAAUCCUUCGACUGGCACGUUGCUUGUGGACCUUUAAGAAUGCCUUGGCCAAGUGGACUCAUCUUAGACAGCUCCGUGUGCUGAUCACCUCCAUGACAGAAAGUACCAAAAUCAUGAUUUGGCUGGUCUUGCUGGUGCUCAGCUUCAACUAUGUCUAUGGCUUAGUCCUCACUGAAAGCAUCUGGACAAGCUGCCCCAACGUUCACACGCCCGUGUUGUGCGAGAAAUUUGGCAGCUUGCUCUCAACAAUGAUGACUUUGUACCAAAUUCAGUACAGUGGAUUGCUUUGGGGUACUCUUUGGGAUGAGGUUGCUGCGUUGGACUGGUACUUUCCUGCUGCGUUUCUGUCAUACAUUGUUUUUGCCUUGAUGAUCUUGGUGAACACCAUCACCAGCUUCAUUUGCAGCCUUCAAGGCACUGUGAGCAAGAGAGAGCGAGAUCUUUUGAUCGACAAUGAGAUGGAGUACAAUGAACGCCUGGUUCGGCAACUCUACACCAUCUUCCAAGACUUUGACCAAAAUGGCAAUGGUGCAAUCUCUUGGGCCGAAUUCCAAUUGGCUUUGGAAGACGAGCGCAUGCAUGCCUUCCUGGCUGCCUUGGAAUUGGACAUGUCUGAUGCCGUGAAGGUGUUUCAAAUCCUGGCAUCUGACAAGACUGGGGCGAUAGAAGAGUCCGAUUUUCUCUUGGGCUGCUUGCGGCUCCGGGGAGGAGCCACGGCUGUAGAUAUGGUCCGAAUACAGAUGGAGCAAGAAUGGAUUCACAGCGCCCUGUUGCAGAUGAAAGGCUUGAUGCAAAAAACCGCCAAAGAUCUCGCUGCGGUGCAGUUCACUUUGGCAGCUCAGGAGAGUGUGCGGCCGACCAGUCAUUUCUCGCGGCAGAAGACGUCUGUGGUUGCUGAUGGAGCUCGUGAUGGAGAUGACACUGCAUCUGACAGCUCUGUGGAAGUGCUUCACCACUACCAACGGACCAACUUGAAGACCUUCGAGCGAGCUGUUACCGUUGAAGAGCUCUCGGGCAUUUUGGAUGAAUUACCUCAGGUGUGUCACGGAUGGAAAGACGCUCACACAGGAGAUGUGAUCUCUGAGAAAAAACUGAACCUUUACCAGUUCAACUAUCAUUACAUCAUGCCCAAGACCGCUCCACAAGAGGGUGUUUUGUUGCAAUGGCCGGCUUCCUGCGCGAAGGGGUUGAAAGCCUUACCGAAAGCCGGGCAAGAGGUUUGCCAACGAUGUAGUGGAAUGGCACUUCCCAAGGCCAGAGCAACAGUUCUACGUGCCCAACUGGAAGUGGAGGAUGAUGUUGAGAAAUUGAACGUUUGGGUUUGCCUUCUCCGAGGACAUUUUGUGAAUAUGUCUUCUGAAGUUCUCUUCGAUGAGGAAGAUGAACUGCCAGCGAGCGACAUGAGCGUGAUAGCUCGAAAUUCCAUCAGCUACAAAGAAUUGUUGUCAUCCGAAGCAUGUUUGCCUGUGUGGUACUGCACUCAUUGGUGGGGAGAGCCACUUCAUUCUUUUAUAUUAUGCUGUCAGGAACAUGCAAUCUUGCGACGCCUUGGAAGCUCUGCUUCGUACUGGGUCUGCGGUUAUGCAAAUCGCCAGCAUGAACUAGACUUGGAAAUCGCUUAG
Messenger RNA from Durusdinium trenchii, 2385 nucleotides. NCBI's taxonomy places the organism in Eukaryota, Dinophyceae, Suessiales, Symbiodiniaceae. The record is from the annotation of a GenBank genome assembly.